AUGGCCCAUCUUUUAUAAAGGCUUCAAGCAGCCAGCCCCAGACACAGUCCAGCGCCUGCAGCUCCUGACCCAAACAGGCCCCAUCGACCAGACCAAAGCCCCAUGAAGCUUCCCAAUCUGUUGCUAUUCUGGCUGAGUGCACUCUGGCCUCAGCUCCUGGCCAUCCCCCUGAGUUCCUCCAACUACCUGCCCCAGAGCUUCCUUCCCCAAAUCCAGGAGCAAGUGAGGAAGAUCCAGAAUGACAUCGAAGAGCUGCAGCAGAGACUGUGUGCUGACUACAGCCUAUGCCAUCCAGAGGAGCUGAUUUUGGUUGGCCAGUAUCUGGGCAUCCCCAAGCCACUUCUGAAAAACUGUUACAGUCAGGACUUGAGCCUGGUAGCCUGCCUGAAUCAGCUGCACUAUGGACUCCAGUUCUACCAGGGCCUUGUGAAAGCAUUGGAGGGCAUCUCCCCUGAAUUGGCUCCGACUCUGAACAUCCUGCAGCUCGAUGUUGGUGAUUUUGCUGCCAACAUCUGGCAACAGAUGGAAGAUCUUCAAGUGGCUCCUGAGAUCAUGCCCACCCAGGGCACCCUGCCCACCUUCAGUUCCUCCUUCCAGCGUCGAGCAGGGGCCGUCCUCAUCUUUGACUACAUGCAGGGUUUCCUGGACAUGGCAUACCGGGACCUGCGCCACCUUUCCCAGUCCUAAGUUAACCCCAUAUUUAUCCCCUAUUUAAUAUUUAUGUAUUUAAACUUAGCAAUAUAUUUAAAGGGUGGAAGGGACUGGAGUCCUCCCCCUCAAUUCCAUUCUAGGUCACAGUCAGUCUUCCUGCUCAUAGCAGGAGAAAGUCUUGACCAGCCAUCCUGGGGGCUGGAAGAUAAAUAGGUAAAUACCAAGUAUUGCCAUAAAAUGACCGAUCUCCAGGUGGGAGAUGCUUCGUUGUUUAAUAUUUAAACAGCAAUGUUCCCUAGGUAAAUACUGGUACCCACUCUCCUGGCCUAGCCACGGCUGGGUUGGAGGCAGAGUCUAAAUCACCAGUGUUGCCCGGGUCAAUCCAACUCUUCUUUGGUUUUUCCUUUGCCUCAUGGGAAAAGCCCUUUGCAGAACAAAGGAAGCUUUGGCUGGGAGGUGCUAAGAAUGUAAGCUCCUUGAGUGCAGGCACUAUUUUUCAUUUUUGUGUUUGCAUCCCC
Messenger RNA from Vombatus ursinus (common wombat), 1169 nucleotides. It is a transcript of the gene CSF3, whose product is annotated as colony stimulating factor 3. Lineage: Eukaryota; Metazoa; Chordata; Mammalia; Diprotodontia; Vombatidae. The record is from RefSeq and is a predicted model, not a curated record. Gene Ontology annotation, biological process: immune response; positive regulation of cell population proliferation; positive regulation of myeloid cell differentiation. Gene Ontology annotation, cellular component: extracellular region. Gene Ontology annotation, molecular function: growth factor activity; cytokine activity. The transcript is spliced from 5 exons.